GUGGAUCCAGUAGUACCAGCCCUCCUGGAUCUAUUAAUCUAUAUUUUUAAAAUCGAUGGAUUUUUAGCAAAAUAAUUUGGCCAAUGUAGCCUUUGCAAAUCAAAUGAUAGCCUGAUUAAUGGUUUUGUUUAUUUUUUAUGAUUAUAAUGACGGACCAAGUUCUGAAAAGAAGGAAAAAAGUGCGUGCCCCCAAGCUAACACUUGUUGAAGAACUAACUAAAGGGCUACAAACUGAUCCUGCUGUGAUACGAUCCAAUUUUACAGUCAAGGAUGAGGAUGGAAAAGGAAGGGGAGUUUACUUAAAGCUACCUAUUUUGCGCAAGGAUUCCUUUGUUCUUGAAUAUGAAGGAGAUGUUAUAUCAGAGGCUGAGGCUCAAAGUAGGGAGAAAAUUUAUGCAUAUAACAAUGAAGGCUGCUUCAUUAUGUCCUUUGUUUUUAGGGGAAGAAAAUUAGCUGUGGAUGCUACAAGAAGGUAUGAUUCAAUUACAAGACUACUCAACCAUUCAAGACAACCAAAUAUCAAGUUCCAUGCUCCUUUAUUGUUAGAUCUUUCAGGCAAUGGCUUGCCUAGAAUAGCAGCUUAUGCACUGAGAGAUAUUCACAGGGGUGAGGAAAUAGUCUUUGAUUAUGGUGUCAGAGACAGGGAUAUACCUUGGUUAACCAGCAAACAGGCUGGCUAUGUCUCUGAUAUUGACACAAGUUCUGAUGAGGAGACAAAUGAAGGAUGCAUAUCAAUGCGGAUAUCUCCUCAUAAAAGAUCUGAUUAUGUUGACAAAGUCAUGAUAUAUAAAGAAAAUGAAGCAUCAGAAUCUAAACCCAUGACUUUUAAAGAAACUGAAGCAUCUACCUCUAGCAAUUCCAGCUCUACCAAAAGUGAAGAAUUGUCAAGGAAACAUUUAACUUUUAAGCAAAAAUCAAAGGCAGCUUUCUCAAAUAAAUCACUAGGAAAUUUCAGAGUAUGUUGUGGUUGGAGGUUUACCCGUCUAAUACCAGGGAGCAACAGCUUUUAUGCUGGACUAGAAAAUAUUGGACCAGAUAUGAAGAUUCACAAAAUGUAUGAAGAUUUCUCCAGACGUAAGAAAAAAACUGAAGAAGAAAUCAUUUGUUUGUCAGCCUCUGAUGAUAGUACGUCUUCAAAACAGAGAGAAACUUCUGAAAGUCCUUCAGUAUCUGAUGUUGUAGAUCAACCAAAUACUGUUUUAAGUAAUCUGUCAUCCAACAUUAACACUAAUAGUGAUAGUAAGGUGCUGGACUGGCUACCAUCUGUUAGAGAGAGUAGCAGUGGCUUGUCUCAGGAUAUGGAUAUUAAAAUUAUAUGUGUCCAAAGUCUUAUUGAUCCAGAGCCAAAGAACUUGAAUGUAAAGCAACCUUCCACUGAACAAAAGCAGCAACCUGAGCCAGUCUUAGUAAUAGAAGACUCGUCUGAAGAUGAAACAUUAACAGCUUUACAAAACCUCACAUGUCACAAAUCUACAAACCUAACAGGUUCCAGCCCAUCAUCUGUUAGCAAUCCUUUGCCAAACAUUUCUGAGCCAUCAAAUUCAAUGCCUUGUUUACAGCCUAAAGCUAUAACAGCUUUGAAUAAAAAAGUUGUGACUGAUGUUUAUGUCAUUUCUGAUGAUGAACUCCCACAUAGCAACCUACCGCCACGCAGACCUGCUGGGCAGUCACUGCCAACAGCUGUGAUCAAACCUUACGUUGCCCCAAAAAAUUUAGAUCCAGCACCCACUGAGUUGCCAGUCUCAGAGCCAGUCAAUGCUGUGUUGGACAGUCAUGAGGACGUCAUGGACAUGGCUCUCACAGAUGAUGAAAUGAUGCAUUUGAAAAGAAUAUUUGACUGUCACAUAUUUUCUGAACAGGUUUCUCAAGAUGCAGUAAAAGAAACAAUAGAUGCAAACUGGGAGUUUUUCAAAAAACUGAUAGAGAGAGGAAUAUCAAUCACUCAAAUUAGAUCAACAGUCAGGCAUUUUUUCAAGGCAAAGGAUCAUUGAUGUUUGAUUCAUGUAACAUCAUUCUAAUGGCAGCAAUUAGUAGCUAGUUAACUAAUUUCUAAAAAAUUAUAAUGAUCAAACUGCAUGAAAAACACAGAAAUGCAAUAACUGAUGGUCCAGUACUAUCCUUUUUUUUUCUUCUGUCGAUAUAUAUUUUGGUAGUAAAUGGUGUGUAUAGUUUCUAGUAACAAGUUAGAAAAACAUAGGAUAUUUUUCAAUUUACAGAACAAAGCAACCAACGAGUGAGCUGUGAAAAUCCUAAGUCUGUGUUUUUCAAGCAAUCUGAUUGUUCUUAUCUCAGUCGAUCUUCAUUUAAAAAUAAAGACGCACAGAAUUAAUGUACAUUGAAUAUUAUUACCCCCUCUCAUCAUUUUUUAAAUAUCAGCAUAUUGUUAGAAAAUCUGUUUAAUUACGUAUGCUUUAAUGGUUAAAACAGUUUAAAACUUUUUAAAGCAAUAGAACUAUGUUGUGGAGCCACAAUACAUUACAGUAAAAGGUUUUGGUACUUAAUUAACACAUCCUGGGUUAGUAAUACUUAAGGUCUUACUGAUUUCCUUACCAACUGGUGAUUUCAUCACACAUCGGUGCUGUUUUAAGGCAUUGAAAUGUUUUAAAUAGGUUGAUGUUUGACUUGAAUCUUGCAUUUUGUCCAAUGAUAAAAUCAUGUCAUGUGUGUAUUUUAGUACCUGAUGAUUUUAGUACUAUAGAAUGAAGGUAAAAUGAGUUUGGAAAUGUUUUCUGAUAAAGCAUUUUUGUUGUCAGUUUUUUUUUUAAAUUUUAGCAAGUUAUAUUUUGAUUUUAAAAUUCCUUUUUAUUGAAUUUAAACAAUCAUUUUUUUAACUAUUGCAGUUUAAAAAAAAUAUUAUUUUAUCGUCUGUUGAAAUUUUUAAGUUAAGUACUCUAGUUUCCUCUGUCAGUAGACAGUUAUUUAAAAAAAAUUAUUUUUAUUGAAUUGAUUGCAUUUAUCUGAGCUCAAAUCUCUACUGCGUUAUUUUAAAUAAGAUUUAUUUAAGCACUGUAGACAGUUUAAUGAACUGAGUCAGAGAAUGGCUUUAGCAGAAUGAGUUUUCAGAGACAUGGCUGGACAGAACAGCUGAACAUAUUUUUUUACUUUGUAGUCAUCAAACUACUGACAUUACUAUUUCAAAUCAAAAAGUGGUAUUCAUAUUUUUUUUUAUCUUGACCACUGCUGCCUUAUUUUUAAAAUAUUUUUUUAAGUUUGCAUAGAUUUUCAUGAAUGAUUUAAAUCCUGAUUUUGAUUAAGCUUGGGUUGGAGUAGAUUUGGCCAUGGCUGAGAAGAAUCUCCAGCUUGUUUUAGGUGCUAGGGUCAACUUGUUGUGUGGACCCUGUUUUACCAUGAAAUUUAUAAUCUGAAUUUUAAAAAAAACUUGUACUGUAUGUAUGUAUACUUUGUAAUCUUUAGAAAAAAUGUUCUCAUUGAUAGCAGCUAAUUAAAACCCAUAUAUUUUUAAUGUUGAUGAUUUUAUAUUAAAAUUCCUAAGAAAGGAAAUUUUUAGUAAUUUCAUUUUAUUUAUGCUUUUAAAUAACAAUUAAGCUGUAAAUAGAAACAUGUUUUUUAAAAAUAUUUUUAACUUGAAUGAUUUACACAAUGAUUUCAGAUAAAGGAAAUUUUGAGUUUGAAAAUAAUUUUUAUCUCCUAAUUAGUUGUACAUUUUGUAAACAUAAUCACUAAUAGCAAAUAAUGAAUAAAAAACAAUU
Messenger RNA from Physella acuta, 3710 nucleotides. RefSeq lists its product as uncharacterized. Gene Ontology annotation, biological process: regulation of DNA damage response, signal transduction by p53 class mediator; regulation of transcription by RNA polymerase II. Gene Ontology annotation, molecular function: transcription regulator activity; protein binding; histone H4K20 methyltransferase activity. The record is from RefSeq and is a predicted model, not a curated record. NCBI's taxonomy places the organism in Eukaryota, Metazoa, Mollusca, Gastropoda, Physidae. Gene Ontology annotation, cellular component: nucleus; polytene chromosome.